UUCAGCGUAUAUUAGAGUAACAAACACGUUUUACAACACUGCCAAAUAUACACUUGUCAAUUGUGAAAUUUAACUAAUCCCCCUUAUAAAUCUAUCAAACUCAAUUCAUAAAUAUGGACAAAGACAAGAAAAAAGCUGGCAAAAAUUUGGAACACAUGAAUCUCACGAAUGCUCAAAAUCGAGCAGUGGUGGUUAAAGUUCCAAAAUAUGUAGCACAGAAAUGGGAGUCAGCGCCAUCCGAUAUAAAUGCUGGGAAACUCACGGUAAUAAAAACGCCUGGACAAAAACCAAUAUUCGAGUUGUCACUACCACCUGAAGUGGUAGAACUGAAACCGGAAGGAAAAAUACCAACUGAAUAUACACUUCAGGUAUCAAAUGUAAACGACCAAACAUAUGGCGUUUUUUCGACCGAAGCAAGUGAACAGUUAUCAAGUGGAUCUGAAAAAAUAUCUAUGGAGGGGUGCAUAGUAAAAAAAAUAGAUUGUAAACCACAAAUUAACGAUUCUUAUGUAGCAUUUAAACGGGAGGCAGUACAAAAGGCAUCUGAAUCACGUCGAACAGUUUACCUUUUAGAUAAAGUUGUGCCACAGUACAAGCCCGUUACGGAUCAUGCCCACAACAUUGAGUACCGCAAUCGUAAGAAAGCUGAAGGUAAAAAGGCACGUGACGAUAAAAAUUUUGUAAUGGGUUUACUCUUCAAUGCAUUCGAAAAGCAUCAAUACUAUCACAUUAAGGACUUAGUGAAGAUCACGAAGCAACCUAUAGCAUAUUUAAAAGAAAUACUUAAGGAAAUUUGUAAUUAUAACAUGAAAAAUCCACAUAAGAAGAUGUGGGAACUUAAGAAAGGGUAUUGUCAUUACAAGUCCGAUGAGAAAGAGAAAGAUGAACAGUCUAACGCGGACAGUGAAUCAGAAUAGCACUAAUUUUUUUUUUUGACUAAGCUAACAGAACUGUGAUUAAAUUUAAUCAGCCAUUUUUUUAUUGUUGUAAUCUAAAGAUCUUGAAAAUUUAAUCUAGUUAAGCUUAGAUUGAUAAUAAAAUAUUUAAAA
Teleopsis dalmanni is the source of this 1049-nucleotide messenger RNA. Its product is annotated as general transcription factor IIF subunit 2-like. Gene Ontology annotation, biological process: transcription initiation at RNA polymerase II promoter; transcription by RNA polymerase II. NCBI's taxonomy places the organism in Eukaryota, Metazoa, Arthropoda, Insecta, Diptera, Diopsidae. The transcript has 2 exons. The record is from RefSeq and is a predicted model, not a curated record. Bases 114 to 917 code for a protein of 267 amino acids. Gene Ontology annotation, cellular component: transcription factor TFIIF complex.